AUGACGAGGCUGCAAGGGGCGUCGCACGGCGAAUCCUCAGAAAGGACCGCCUACCACUAUGCACGCCUGCCACCAGGAGCGCCGGAGGUGAUCUCGAAGCAUACGGUGAACGUUACUGAUCCGACGCGGGUGCUCUCGUGGGCCAAAGAAGAGCGGCAGAGGACUUUCAAUCAUCUCGUCAAGAGGUACAAAGCCCAGUUGCUCUAUGGCUGCCAGGAGCCGAACUGUAUGACCCCUACGUGUCUAAGCUUCCGUCGUCGAAACACCAAAGCGCCGUUGCGCAGAUUCACCGACCUAAGUGCCAGAACCGUUGCAUGCUAUCUGGCGAGCCAAGAUGACGCGGAGACAGGACUUUGCCGUCAUCCGUCCGCGGCGAUUUCGAAUUCUUUGACUCCGGACAUCGAGCGAAGAGCUCGACACGCAGAGCUCCUCAGUACCACCGAAUCCAGCCAUUCUCACCCAAUCACAAGGGGGCAUAGUGUGUCAGAAAAUAGGCCGAGGAGGCCGUCAAAUUUGCCUCCAGUUCUGCCAGAUGCUGAGCAUGGAGCUCCAGAAGGUGGUCCGAAGACCAGGAAAGACCCAAAGUCAUUUACGCAGAACCUCUUUGACACGCUGUCGCUGCGUAUGGUGGAGUGGCUACCGCUCAAACGGACAUCAUUUUAUGGCUCUAGGCCCGAGGAGGAGUCAAAUGUAACCUCUGCUAUCACACGGCUGGAAAGCCGUAGACCAGGCAUGAAGCAUCAUUCGACCAGCUCAACGUCUUGUGAUACUGGAGAUACUGACUCGAAGUCCUAUCCUUUAUCUAACCAGUCCUCUCCAUCAUCGAAUCACACUCCAUCAACCAUAGAGGUCAAAGUGCCCGGUCACCCCGUAAAACGCCUAUCCCUCGAGCCACUUGAGCCAUGGAAACAACCCCAGCGCCCCAUGGCAGACGAUCGUUCGAAAACUCAGCGGAAAAGAUCCAAGAAAGUCUCUGUCAACAAUACACCUACCACGACGGUUAAUCCAUCCCAGCCUCUCCCUUCCCCGCCCGCCUUGAAACACAGAUCCCAGAAGCAUCGCCGCAUGACGGACGGUACCUCAAAAUCUAACGCACACGUUUCAUGGGGCGACCAGGACACCGUACGAUGGCCAAGGCCGGAAUCAAAUGGGGAUUCGCCCACAGAGCCUAGAAUAGACACAUACUUCCCCCUUGAACGUCAGGGAGUGGUUUCAAAGGUCCAAGAAAAGGAGAUCGACGACUCCCCGGCUGUACAAAGUCUCUCCCUGCUGUCAAAGGAGAUUGUUGACUUGCUGGAGAAGAUAAUGUUCGAGACAGAGGAUGAUGAAGAAACAUGGAAACCCGAAGUGGCCCAGCUAGAGUCCCGUGGUUACUCUGAGCCAUGGGACUGGCAGUAUGCUACGCAUCGACAAAGGACGGCAUAUCCAUUUAUUGCUCAGAGUAUAUUCUAUGUUUUGAGCAACCCCCAACAAUUACUACUUUCCUUCCGAGAUGGCUCCAUCAAUACGCCGGCGUCCUCCCGCUUAGACAUUCAUUCGCUUGAAGACACCUUUAGAAAAUUGCACCGCAUCUGCCCCUGGGAAACAACCAUGCACAGCCUCUGGCUCUGCAUGGAAAAACUAUUCAUCCCCCCAGUAGAACUCUCUCUCCCAAAACUUCAGCGCCGUCCGCCAAAAAUGCUAAAUAUAGCAUACCCUCCCUCUCCCAGGUUCGAAUCGCCACAGAAAAAUGAAUACAUCCCGGACUCAGACGCUGCGUAUAUUGCAGUUGUCGCGAUGCUUGCUUUAUCCAGUGCCAUUCCCCGUACAGACGCGCGUACUUGGGAGGUCAUUCGCCAGGUUAGGUCAUCAGGAUCGGUAAUGCCAGACACCGUGAUGCGAAAGCUCUCCAAGUCGGAAUCUAAGGUCAUAAUUGAAGCCUCUGAUAGACUCGAGCACGACCUAAGCCUACGCCUCCUGAACAGGUUGGUACGCGUUGUUUCGACCCGGCUUGCUCUCCAUGAGGUCGCUAAGGCGAAAGCAUCACACAUCGCUGACCUAGGGAGUAAUGAUAAAUGUGAACUCAUAGAGCAAAUUAUAUCGACUCUCCAACAGUCUCAGAAGGCCAUAUCCAGCGGUUAUCAUAGCAGUGAUGCAUGGCCCGCUGAAAGGAAAACCACUGCCCCUAUCUUGAUUGUAGAAUGGCUAAGAAGUGUUCUGCUUAAAGAGUGGGAUGGUAAGCCAGAGUUGUCGAAAGCAAGCGCUGCAGGUGGCGCGCUUCAGCUACUCAGUUUUCUCUAUAGAGACCGAGUGAAGCUUGGCUUACUCCCGGAGGAUUUCCAUACGCCUUUCUUUUCGGAAAGACUAGACCCCCUCGAGAUGCCGACUGAGUGGGUAGAGUUGCUUUAUAACAACCGAACGAUGCAUUUGCUCUCCUGCUCCUUUAUAUUUCCUCCAUCAGCCUUGGUUAUAUAUUUCCGAGCGAUAAACCAUGCAACGAUGUCGAAGUCAUUUGAGGCUGCUGUGAUAGCGUCCAAGCAUGUCACGGCGAUGGCCUUUUCCGGUACCGUCUCUAUAGAUGAUGAUAUAGCUCUGCUUGCACGAAUGAGAACCGCACUUACGACGUUCCUCGUUAUUAGCGUUCGACGAGAGCAUGCCCUGGUAGAUGCCCUGGACCAGCUGUGGAGACGUGAAAGGCGGGAAUUGCUGCGGCCCUUGAAGGUUCGGAUGGGCAUGGAUGACGGUGAAGAGGGCGUUGAUCAGGGUGGUGUUCAACAGGAAUUCUUUAGGAUGGUGAUAUCAGAAGCUCUAGAUCCGGCAUUUGGAAUGUUCACAGUCGACAGUCGAAGCGGCAUGUAUUAUUUCCAGCCUUGUUCCUUCGAGCCACUCUAUAAGUUCGAGCUUUUAGGCCUCCUCGUCUCUCUUGCGCUUUAUAACGGUGUGACUCUUCCGGUCGACUUCCCAAUCGCACUUUAUCGAAGACUUCUUGGCCUCAAAGUGAAAACUACCGAUCACAUUCGUGUUGGUUGGCCCGAACUUGCCAAGGGACUAGAUGACUUGUUGGCUUGGGAGGAUGGAGACGUGGGGGAUGUCUUUAUGAGGACGUACGAGUUUAGUUUCAACGCAUUCGGAACUGUUGUUACAGUUGACAUGGAAAGGACGGAUCGAAAUGAACCCUGGCCUGCGCCAGAGAGGCAUGCACAGUGGGAGAAAACGAAACAGAAACUAUACGACCAGCGAAUUGCCACUAAGAGAUUAAGCAGCCACGACUCUUCUGACGGGAAUAGCAAUAUCUCCAUGUUACAGGAAUAUUCUUGGGAUUCUCGACAGCCUCCGAGAGAUACACAUGUCAUUGGCAUCCUAAAGGGUGCUCCGUCGAGGCUACCGAAACAUCAAGUGUCCACAGAGCCACAACCCGAAGCAUCCGUUGUGACCAACGACAAUCGGAAACAGUUCGUUAAAGACUACAUAUUCUGGCUAACGGAUAAAUCCGUUCGUCCACAAUAUGAGGCGUUUCAACGUGGCUUCUUUACCUGUAUUGAUCGUACAGCUUUGUCCAUCUUUAACCCUGAAGCACUUAAAACCGUCCUCGAAGGGAUUCAAGAUAUUGACCUUUCCGAACUCCAGAAACACGCUCGAUACGAGGGUGGUUGGGAUGCUACUCACCCACUGAUCAAAGGCUUUUGGCACAUUGUGAUGCAGUACUCCCAUGAAAAGAGAGGCCAGCUGUUAGAGUUUGUCACUGCGAGCGAUCGAAUUCCAGUUAAUGGGAUACCCAGCAUCAUGUUUGUCAUCCAACGAAAUGGUGUAGGGGAUAGCACUGCUAUUGCCGGAGUAUUCUUCCACGGCAGUACUUGA
This is a messenger RNA of Arthroderma uncinatum, 3837 nucleotides long. RefSeq names its product ubiquitin-protein ligase E3A. Gene Ontology annotation, molecular function: ubiquitin protein ligase activity. The record is from RefSeq and is a predicted model, not a curated record. Lineage: Eukaryota; Fungi; Ascomycota; Eurotiomycetes; Onygenales; Arthrodermataceae. The transcript is spliced from 3 exons. Gene Ontology annotation, biological process: protein polyubiquitination. The coding region runs from base 1 to 3837 and encodes 1278 amino acids.